AUUUCGCUUCAUUUGCCAUCGCCUCCUCCUCCCUCCUCCGCCGCCGCAACCUGAAAACCCUAGCCCUAGUCUGCUAAAUAGCCGCUUGCAGCAUCAACCAUGCCGCCGAAGUUCGAUCCCAGCCAGGUGGUGGACGUCUACGUCCGUGUCACCGGCGGUGAGGUUGGUGCCGCCAGUUCUCUCGCUCCCAAGAUUGGUCCCCUGGGUCUCUCCCCCAAGAAGAUCGGAGAAGACAUCGCCAAGGAAACCGCCAAGGACUGGAAGGGCCUCCGCGUCACUGUUAAGCUCACUGUCCAAAACAGACAGGCCAAGGUCACGGUGGUUCCUUCUGCCGCUGCGCUAGUCAUCAAAGCACUGAAAGAGCCGGAGAGGGAUCGGAAGAAGACCAAGAACAUCAAGCACAAUGGAAACAUUAGUCUCGAUGAUGUAAUCGAGAUUGCCAAGGUCAUGCGUCCCAGAUCCAUGGCUAAAGAUUUGCGGGGUACCGUGAAGGAGAUUCUGGGUACUUGUGUUUCCGUUGGAUGUACUGUCGAUGGCAAGGACCCAAAAGAUCUGCAGCAGGAAAUUGCAGAUGGUGAUGUUGAGAUACCCGAGUGAAAAUGAGAAAUUUCUUCUCUUUAGUCAUUAAGUUUAGUAAUUUUGUGUUUUUAAUUCAGUUUUGGAUAUUUGUGAUAGUAUCAUUAUGGUUUUAAGGUAGUCACCAAGGUAUGGAUUUUGAUCCAAAAGGAUGAAAUGUGGAGUUGUUUUAUUUCUGAAGGUGGGGAUGUAACCUUUACUCUUUUCUUUCUUUCUUUCUUUCUUUCUUUUUGGAUAAUGUUUAGGUCAUCCAUCUGAUCUUAAUCACUAAGAUUUGCAUUUUCUAAUAAUGCCUUUGGUUUGGUUUCUGUGUUGAAUUGUUGGAUGGUAAUAGAAUCGUGGAAUUUGC
Messenger RNA from Rubroshorea leprosula, 925 nucleotides. Lineage: Eukaryota; Viridiplantae; Streptophyta; Magnoliopsida; Malvales; Dipterocarpaceae. The record is from the annotation of a GenBank genome assembly.